Alnus glutinosa is the source of this 1175-nucleotide messenger RNA. RefSeq lists its product as uncharacterized. NCBI's taxonomy places the organism in Eukaryota, Viridiplantae, Streptophyta, Magnoliopsida, Fagales, Betulaceae. The record is from RefSeq and is a predicted model, not a curated record. Bases 301 to 1002 code for a protein of 233 amino acids. Gene Ontology annotation, biological process: transcription elongation by RNA polymerase II. Gene Ontology annotation, cellular component: elongin complex; nucleus. The transcript is spliced from 8 exons.
ACCGUGCGAGCCGUUCCCUCCGCGCACGUUAGCACGAACCAGGUUCUCCCAAACACUUAACGUCAACUCUUUGUCUUUAAACCCAAAGCUUUCCACAUCAUCGGCGUCGUCAGUGAGAGCCGGUGCACGUUAGCGAAUACCUGUUAGAGUUUCUCUGUUUUUUGUACUGUGACAAAAAAAAAAAAAAAAAAAGCGAAUCGGAUUAUAAUCAAACGGUCUCUUCUCCGUCCGGCGAUUCCCUUCUUCGUCUCCAAUCACUCGUUUUAGUGGGGCAUACCCGGACAAGAAGAGAUCAAAGAUAUGCUGAAGAAAGAAUUUGUAGUGAGUGGAAGGAAACUGCUUCCAUCAUUAGUUGAUCUUUGCAUUAAGACAGCGAUUGAUAAUGUAAGGUACCUUGGUGAUGUUGGUGAAACAGAUAUAAAUCUUCUUGAUCGAAUUUUACCACAUUGUACCGUCGAUCAAUUGAUGCACAUUGAGAAGUGUUCAGAAGGAAGGGAUCUUAGUCCAGUGACUGACAAGUUGUGGAAGAAAUUUUAUGAAAAGGAGUUUGGUACUAAAAACACGGAGCAAGUGGUUGAGAGGAUGAGAAAAAGUUUGAAGUCAUUUAAAUGGAUACAAUUGUAUGAGGCAAAAUUGGAAGACAUUGAUGAGCAUGAGAAGAAAGCUGUUGCUCGACUUAAGCAACUAUACAAGAAAGAAGAUGCACGAAAACAAAGUCGGCAAGUUCAGCUUUGCACAAAGGUUCCACCUUCAAAAAAUAAAAGAAGCUUUUAUGGAGGCAGUGGACACGGCCACAAUGUUUCAAACCUGAAGAGCAACUUGAUGAAGAAGUCAAAAAUAGAUUUUCUUAACAGUCAUGAGAUGAAGAAUCUUGCAGCUAUGAAGAAAAAGCCCUUACCGAGGAACGAAGGUACCUCGCUCAUAAUGAAACCGGCUCAGUUUUCUCGAAAAGAUUCUGCUACGACUUCCAAGCUUUUGAAGCCUGCAGAGAGAAAAUCUUAGAAGCAUGUCUUGUGAGUCUUGACAUUGCUAUCAUACUGCUCAAGCUUUGCAACAUUUUCACUCCAACAAUCUUCUUGGCCAGGCAAUAUCAUAUUUUUCUUGCUUUUUUACUUUUUGCCUUCCACCCGUUCUUAAAUCCCACAAUAAAAGAAUAUUAUGGUUUGUUUACUAUA